Pistacia vera is the source of this 1410-nucleotide messenger RNA. Its product is annotated as cold-regulated protein 28-like. NCBI's taxonomy places the organism in Eukaryota, Viridiplantae, Streptophyta, Magnoliopsida, Sapindales, Anacardiaceae. Gene Ontology annotation, biological process: response to cold; regulation of circadian rhythm. The record is from RefSeq and is a predicted model, not a curated record. The transcript is spliced from 5 exons. The coding region runs from base 158 to 850 and encodes 230 amino acids.
CUCUGCUCAGUUUUCGGAUCGAAUUUUUUUGUUCUUCUCUUCGUUAAUAAAAUCACGUUUUUCACGUUUUUUUAUUUACUCUUUUCCGAUCAGAACAAGAACUAAAACAUUUCUAGGAGGAGAAACGGUGAACAAACUGUCGCCGGAUCUCGCCGCCAUGGAAGACGGUUGUCGGAGUGAGUUGACUCGGUCUAACUCCGAAUCCUCUGACAUAACUGUUGAGAGCUCUUACCAGUAUCCAAAUGAAACAGUGCAGGGCCAAUCUGCAGAGUGGACAAAUGAGAAGCACAAUGCCUAUAUUAGGCAUUUAGAAGCAUCGUUUGUUCAGCAAUUGCAUGAGUUGCAUUGUUCCACAGGGUUCCAAGGAUAUCGAUCACAAGAAACACGGGGACCAUAUACAUCCCAAACACUAUCAGCCCACACUCGUUUUUCACCUCACCAGUUGAUGGUUCUACCAGAUGGCUGCUGGCAGAAGAAUAAGCUUACAGAGGAAGAAUCUUUGUUUGAGAGCACAGCUGAUUCUCAUGGUACACUAGAAAGUCCAGGGAUACGUCGUUUUACAACUGUAGGUAAACUCCAGACUGCAACAUCUUUUGAUCCCCAGGACCACAGUGUGCUUUGUGAUGAGGGAUACUAUUUGGGAGAGGAUAUGACUUUCUCUGCUGAAUCGGCUGGAUGUUCAGGGCAGCACCAAGACUAUCACUUAUGCCAUCAGAAUUCAGUUGGCAGUACUACGGAAGACAAGCCGCGGAACAUGGCAAGAAGAUCGCAGACUACUGCCUUUGAUGAUCCGAAAUCUGAUCAGGUUCUGCCAAGAUCUGGUACGCAGUACUUUUUAAGAGGAAGCUGAGUUGUGACUUUUUGGCCUGAAGUUUGAAAUUUAAACUUAACCCUCCAAUGCACCCAGAAUCUCCAGGUACCUAGCUGAAGAAGCACGAGAAAAAUAUUGGUGGUUAUAUUUUGUUGACGGUUCUUGCUGAUAACUAAUUGAUGAUUUUGCUACAUAAGAUCUUGACAGAUAAUAGGUCAGAAGCAUCUGUAUAAGAACUUGUAUGUUUAGAUAAGAUUUGCAGUAGUUGCAAUUGAUGGAUGAGUAAGUGGGUGGCAUUAAGUUAGGUGUUUUAGAUAAGUAUACUACUUUAUAUUCAUGUCUUGUAUCUGUAUUUUGUAAAUAGAAUGGCAUUGUAUAUAGAAAUUAUGCAAUGUAUAAUAGAUGUAGGGAGAUGAGAUACCGCAAUUUCUCAGCUAUAUCGUUAACCAGGUAUCAGCCAUGUUGUUGUCUGCAUCUUUUUGUGUCAUUCAUCAGUGUCCUCUUAUCAGAAAUUUUAACUCACUCUGUUGAUUUGUUAAUUUAUUAUGAUUUUAGAAGGCAGGCAUUGAUGUAGUUGAAAUUGAUGGAAUUUUGUAAUA